Tetrahymena thermophila SB210 is the source of this 291-nucleotide messenger RNA. RefSeq lists its product as hypothetical. NCBI's taxonomy places the organism in Eukaryota, Ciliophora, Oligohymenophorea, Hymenostomatida, Tetrahymenidae. The transcript has a single exon. The record is from RefSeq and is a predicted model, not a curated record.
AUGUCUUCCAAAAUAAAAUUCUUCUAUAGCAAUUUAACCAGUGUAUAAAAGGGCGAAUGGAGUAAAUUAUAAAAAGCUGCUAUUCCAUUCAUUUUCUUUAUCUUCAAUAAAAAGCUCUACGAAUAAUAAGAAAUGGUUGAACCCAUGUAUAAAAAUUUGAUAAACUUGUCCUAGCUAUUCUGGAGAAUGUUUGCCAUGAACCAAUCUAGAGUCAAUAGAUCUAAGAGCCCAAUAAGUUAUGCUUGCUAAGAAAGAUAAAUUAAAUACAAACUGAUAGAAUUUCUUCAAUGA